AUGAUUACCCGUUUAAAUUUUUUCAAAUUUCGAACGUCCCGAAUCAACAACGAGCCGAUCACAGAUAAUAUAACGCGCCGAGAUCCGGGGAGAAUCUCCGGGCUGGCAAGCCGCGCGCCGCGCCAUCCGCCGGCCGAGCGGGCCGAGAGCGGGCCGAAGCGUCAAGCGAGUCAGUCAGCAUCACGCGCGCGAGUGCGGAGGGCGUGUCGCACAACGCUCCGCUGC
This is a messenger RNA of Iphiclides podalirius (scarce swallowtail), 225 nucleotides long. NCBI's taxonomy places the organism in Eukaryota, Metazoa, Arthropoda, Insecta, Lepidoptera, Papilionidae. The record is from the annotation of a GenBank genome assembly.